Mollisia scopiformis is the source of this 4808-nucleotide messenger RNA. RefSeq lists its product as uncharacterized. Gene Ontology annotation, molecular function: protein binding. The transcript has 4 exons. Lineage: Eukaryota; Fungi; Ascomycota; Leotiomycetes; Helotiales; Mollisiaceae. Bases 236 to 4636 code for a protein of 1466 amino acids. The record is from RefSeq and is a predicted model, not a curated record.
GAAAAUUGUUGCUCACAACCCCUUUCGAACGAACCCCCAUAUCAAACCUGAUCCUUUUCACAUUACACACAUACACGCAAUCUCAGAUUCUCUUCUGAAACCUUCCCUACCUGCCGACAUAUCCAAAAUUUCCCUCGAGCUCAUUAGCACUUCGCGUCCGAUCUUUCUCCAGCGCGAAUCGUUUGGUUUUGGACCCUGAAUUUGCAUCUACACUGCUUCCAACUCAUUGUCAAUCAUGCCUUCACAUAUGCCAUCUAGCUUCGCAUCCGCGGCAGCAGGUCAAAGUUCGAGUCGCGACCGAAAUGGCAGGGGCGAUGGCCGAGGGAGCGGGGACUGGGCUAGGAGAGAAAAUCGACCAACGAAUGGAAUAGCCACUUUCCGUCGUCCGUCUAGCACCCCGUUUGCGCAGUCUACUUCCCAAGCAGAGCCUCCGCUUCCAACCCCAACUACAGAGACUCCAAUCUCGCACCAGCCAAGCACGACUCUCGAACAGCCUACAGACAGUUGCCGCUACUCGAGAAACUUCCUCCUUGACAUCUUUCAGCAGCAGAAGGAGUCAGGCGCGCUCAAAGACGACAUUUCGCACCUGUACGCUGAGUCUUGGAAUCCAGAACAAUCAAGUGCAGCAAAUGGCCGUGGAUGGGGUCGAAGUACUGACGGCAGGGACAACCAUGGACCUGAAGUUUGCUGGAACAAGAAUGCAGACACAGAGCCUAUGGCAAUGCAGGAAAUGACUGAAGAAGAGAGAAUUUUAUUCUCUAGCGAUGUCAACUCUCCUCUCAAGCCUCCACCCCAGAACAACAAGGAUGGUGGCGCUCAGGGACUAGGCGUCAAUGGAAGAAAAACCUCGAUCUCGCAAGGCUCUAGUGCUUUUGGUCUCUCGUCACCUGCCUCUGCCAGCAGGCCUUCUACACGUCGACAACAAACCAGUGAUUCAAUCUCAGGUAUGCAGUCACCUUCUGGAACUGGUCGAUUUUCGAGGGAUGAAAUGUCUCCUUUCUUUGCACGAAAGGCCAAUGAGCCGAAGGAUGAGCUGGAUGAACGUUCCGAUGAAGGCAAGCCUAGCAUGCUACCGUUUGGAGGAUUGUCUCGAGCAAAUACUGCCGGAAGUGUUCUGGGAAAUGGGCCAGCGUCUCCUUGGGGUGCACCUUCUGCAACGUCAAUGGGCAAUUUUGGCAAUUUCUCCCUCGGAAACUCUGCUAAUCCACCGACUCCUAUUGACAAGCGUCCGGUCUUUGGUAGAGGCGAGAGCCGCUUGGCACAUCUCAUGCCCAAGGCCAGCACCGAGGAUAUGUCGAAACCGGCAGAGCGAUCUUGGAGGUCUAGCGGUCGGCAGCGACCCGAUACAGCUGACACGGAUCCGUUCGCUGGAGAGGCUCCAAGUGGAAGUGCUGCUCUUGGUGGAGGUCAAGACUCUAGCCCACCUCCCCACACCCAACCAAGGGUACCUGGCGGCAUGGAUACUCCGAUCAGGGGCACGUCUGGCGAGUUCGGAAUGGCUGAUGUUCUCGGUUUCCGCGAACGAGGACAGGCUCAACAAACUCCUCAAGGUCAUCAUGAGGAGCAAGACCAGAUGAGCCCGUCUGUCACGAAUCCUUACCGUUCCCCACCCGAUGACAGACACGACGAUGACUCAAGUUAUGAUGAUCACCCCCUGCAUCAUGACCGCCAAGGACUGGGUGGAAUCCCCGAGCAUGGAGCAGCUUUCGGUACCUCGAGCCGUGGUUAUCCCAAUGUGCCGUAUGACGGCAGCGAUCGUAGUCAGAACUCGAGUGCGGGCGCUACCAGAGGAUUCCCGCCGACUUUGAGUGGAUUAACAACACUUUCUGGUCUUGGUGGUGGCGGGUGGCCUACAAGCAGCAAUGCUCUGGGAACCCCGGACCGUGAAAACCGACCUGGGUUUCCUUCGAGUGCUUUUGGUUCAUCCUUAUUCGGUGGCAUGGGCGGUGAUCUUCAAUCUCCUGGAUUCGGAAGUCAUUCCGGCAUGUUUGGAGCAAGCUCCAAUGCUAAUGUAACUGGAGCCGGUCGUGGAAUUCGCUCUCUAUUCCCUGCAGCUAUGCAAGCACAGAUGCAGGGUGGAGAGCCUGAAGAACGUGAGGAUAGUCAGGACAUGAGAUCAAGCAAUGCUUUUGGGACCAUUGGCAGAAACGCGUUCCCUCCUCGAGAUACCGACAGCCCCAUGCGAACUGGUAGACUUGCUUUUGAUGACUUUUCGCAAUCCACCCUCUCUGAUAGCGCUCAGGGUCAACCUGCUACCGGAUUUCCUCAGGCCUCCUCUGCCCAAUCGAACCAUCAACCAUCACAAGCAUCGUCCGACUCAGCUUCUGGCACUCUGCCAGCGGCGCAGAUGCGUAUGAUGGUAAUGCCAGACCGAAUGCGUUGGGUGUAUCUUGAUCCUCAAGGUACAACCCAGGGUCCAUGGUCUGGCCUUGAGAUGCACGACUGGUACAAGGCUUCCUUCUUCACCGCGGACUUGAUGGUUAAGAAGGUUGAGGACGAGAAGUUCGAGCCUCUUGGAUCAAUGAUACGACGAAUCGGCAAUUCACGUGAGCCUUUCUUGGUGCCCCAAAUUGGCAUUCCUCAUGGUCCUCCCACGACAACAGCUGGAGCACCAUUUGUGCCUGCCACUGCUGGACCGGGUAAUAGCAGUGCUCAACCUGGUGCUGUGCAACCACCAUUUGCAAACUCUUUCCCAAGCUUUGGCACUACCUUGACAGCUGAGCAACAGAACAACCUUGAGCGUCGCAAGCAAGAAGAGCAAUUCUUGAUGGCUCGUCAACGUGAAUUCUUAGCUCAGCAACAGGUAAAUAUGAAGCAGAUGCAAAUGAGCGGCUUACCCUCGACUCUGCAUCAUCAUUCUAGUGCGCACAGCCUACAAAGUCAACCCAGCUUCGGCAGUAUGACUUCGCCUAUUGGAAUGCCGCAACAACCCCCAUUGCCAGGUGUUGCAGGCUUUUUCGAUGGUCCUCCUAGACCAAUGCCUGCCCAAGGUGCAACAGGAAUUACUCCGGACUUCUUCCGUGAAGAUGAGCUUGCGCGCUUGAGUAUUCAAGAGCGUCAGCAGCUUUUCGGGCCUGGUGCACAGGGCCCGCAGCACUCUGUUCAUGCUCAGCAAAUUGCUUCCAUCUUUGGUCAACCUCAACGUCAAGCUACUCAAAAUGAGCCUAUGGACUUCAAAGCUCGUCUCCAGGAGUUUGAACAUCUUAGAGCACAGCAUGAAGCGGAGGAAGCCGGUGGACUACCACCAACCUCUGCACCUAUGAUGAGUGAGCCCAUUGGACCCCCCGCUCAAUCCCAGCAAUCACACAGCCAACAUAUGUUUGAGGAGCCUUCUGAGCUGGAACAUGAAGAGGAGCAUCAUGAUCAGGAACAGGAGGUUUUGUCUCUAACCCAACGAGUACAGAAGGCAGCUUCCGCAAAGGAAUCACCUGCGACUGUAGCACAACCCGAAUCCCCAUGGGCAAAAGUUAAUACUGGUCUGCCAAUGCCAUUUCCCCCGCCACCUCAGUCGACUACACCCCUUCCUGCACCAACCGCUCAAAGAAGUCGAUCAAACCUUCCGGAAGCCUUGAAUGUGGAGAUCAGAUCGCGCUCUGAAACUCCUGAAGCUGCCAAUGCCACUCCUUCGCUCGCUCCUUGGGCCAAGGAACCCGUUGAAGCUCCUAGAGGACCUUCCUUGAAGGAAAUUCAAGAAGCUGAAGCAAAGAAGGCUGCAAAACUUGAAACGAUCGCUGCGGCUGCUCGUCGAGCUAAUUACGAGCAAGAGUUGAAGAUGCUUGCUAGUCAGCCAGUCGCUCCUGCUCCUGGGUUGCCAACAACCUCAACUUGGGGUAACAGUGUUUCACCAGCCACUCCUACAAACGCUCCAUCCGCGUGGGCCAAGCCGGCUGCUACCAAAGUUGUCGCUGCCAGCAAUGUUGCUUCGUCCAAGAAGACACUUGCAGACAUUCAACGUGAAGAAGAACUCCGCAAACAGAAGCUCGCUGCUGCCGCCGCGGCCGCCCAACCGACUCCGGGAGUUUCUGGUGGUAAACGUUAUGCUGAUCUCGCAAGUAAGGCGACAAUAAGCGCACUUCCUCCUGGUGGCUCUGCCUGGUCAACUGUGGGACCCAGUGGCAAAGCCAGAGUUCCUACCGGACCAGCAGCUGCCGCCCCUCCCACUGCUCGUGCUGUAAGCAGUGCCACCGUUGCAACGAUAUCAGCUCCUCGAGCUGCAAGACCAGCACCGGCCACGCGCAGUGCCACAACCUCGGGUCAAAGCAAUGUCAGUGCGGCGAAGGAAGAAUUCAUUAGAUGGACCAAGGCUGCGUUGGCGAACAGACUCAACUCCGGCAUCAACGUCGAUGUAUUUGUUGAAGGUCUUACUAGCAUUGGAAACGAUCCCGAACUCAUCGCCGAUAGCAUUUAUGGCUCUACACAGCUUAUGAACGGCAACGAUUUUGCUGCCGAGUUUCUUCGUCGUCGCAAUCAAGCUGAAAAGGGCAUCGUUGAGGCAUCUGUCAGUGGUUACGGAAGCGCUUCUGGUGCAGGUGAUAAGUCUGGAGGAUGGAGUGAGGUCGCUAAGAAAGGUCCACCGAAGGAAGAACCAACUGCAGGCUUCAAAGUUGUUCCCAACAAAAAGAAGGGCAAGAAGUGAAGUGUACAAAAAUAACUGUAUGAUUAUAUGUGCCCAACGUCAUAUUACGGAUGUCAUGGAUAACACAGAGCGGUCUUGCAUUCUGAGGAUGGGGUGCAUAUCAGCGAGCUUCAUUGCAUGGUUGUGUGGUGCAUUCUUGUUUGCACGUGUAUUCUGUGUAGCGGUAGUAAAC